CACCCACAUGGCUGCUGAAUAAAAUCCCUGGUUUUCCUCAUUAGACUGAAGUUCUCUCUGAGGAAACUUCACCUCCUCACUCUCCUGAUUGUUUCUCCAGGUGUUUCAGAGCUACAGUUUGAAGACGAGUGGUGAAGUGCAGGAGCUGACAGACGCUGCAGAAACACAUGCUGAUUGGAUCAAAGCUCUGAGAGGAGAAAUGGCGCAGAAAAGAGUGAAACUGGACCGAGAAGCCUUCUCUUGUUCCAUCUGUCUGGAUCUACUGAAGGAUCCGGUGACUAUUCCCUGUGGACACAGCUACUGCAUGAACUGUAUUAAAACCCACUGGGAUUUGGAGGAUGGAAAGGAAAUCCACAGCUGCCCUCAGUGUAGGCAGACCUUUAGACCGAGGCCAGUCCUGGUGAAAAACACCAUGUUAGCAGAUUUAGUGGAGGAACUGAAGAAGACUGGACUCCAAGCUGCUCCUGCUGAUCACUGCUAUGCUGGACCUGAAGAUGUGGCCUGUGAUGUCUGCACUGGGAGAAAACUGAAAGCCCUCAAGUCCUGUCUGGUCUGUCUGGCCUCUUACUGUAAGAAACACCUGCAGCCUCAUUAUAAAUCCUCUGCCUUUAAAAAACACAAGCUGGUGGAGCCCUCUGAGAAGCUCCAGGAAGUGAGUCGCCAAAACAUCCAGCAGAGAAUCCAGGACAGAGAGAAAGAUGUGAAGGUGCUUCAGCAGGAGGUGGAGGCUAUCAAUGGCUCUGCUGAUAAAGCAGUGGAGGACAGUGAGAAGAUCUUCACCGAGCUGAUCCGUCUGAUGGAGAAAAGAAGGUCCGAUGUGAAGCGGCAGCUCAGAUCCCAGCAGGACACUGAAGUGAGUCGAGUCAAAGAGCUUCAGGAGAAGCUGGAGCAGGAGAUCACUGAGCUGAAGAGGAAAGACGCUGAGCUGAAGCAGCUCUCACACACAGAGGAUCACACCCAGUUUCUACACAACUACCCCUCACUGUCAGCACUCAGUGAAUCUACAGACUCAUCCAGCAUCAACAUCCGUCCUCUGCGCUACUUUGAGGAUGUGACAGCAGCUGUGUCAGAAGUCAGAGACAAACUACAGGACGUUCUGAGAGAGAAAUGGACAAACGUGACAGUGACCAAAGUGGAUGUUUUACUGUCAGAACCAGAGCCCAAGACCAGAGCUGGAUUCUUAAAAUAUUCACGUAAAAUCACACUUGAUCCAAACACAGCAAACACAUGGCUGUUUUUAUCUGAGAGGAACAGAAAAGCAACAGCAAUGUGGCAACAACAGUCUUAUUGUAGUCACCCAGACAGAUUCACUGAUUACUGUCAGGUCCUGAGUAGAGAGGGUCUGACUGGACGUUGUUACUGGGAGGUGGAGUUGAGAGGGGAAGAAAGUGAUGUAGCAGUCUCCUACAAGAAUAUCGGCAGAGCAGGGUGGUCAGAUGAUUGUGGAUUUGGAAACAAUGACAUAUCUUGGGCAUUAAAAUGUGAUGACAAUGGUUAUCACUUAUGGUACAAUAAACGCUGCACUCCCGUCUCAGGUCCUCAGUCCUCCAGAAUAGGAGUGUACCUGGAUCACAGUGCAGGUAUUCUGUCCUUCUACAGCAUCUCUGAAACCAUGACUCUCCUCCACAGAGUCCAGACCACAUUCACUCAGCCUCUCUAUGCUGGACUUCAGUUGUAUUAUUCUUGUGGAGCCACUGCUGAGUUCUGUAAACUCAAAUAGUCAGAAGUCAUUUCAGGGACAGUUGGUUAAAUUCUGUGUUUUAAUCCUUAAACUUCUUUUGUCUUCAUGUUUGUUGCUGAGAGCUGAUUGUUGUGGCAUUUCUUCACUGCACAGAGAUCAGCUGUCAAUCAAACAUUGUGGGUGGUACUUUGACGUCUUCUCAUUAGUUGCUGUGUAAAUGUUUGAGUUUCUUUAGGUGGCGCUCCUUCCUGUGUCUGUUUAGCCAUGGAGGCUAUCACUGCUCAGGAUGACUUUUGUUAACCUGAACUGACAUGUAUCUGCAUGAAAAUGGAAAAACAGGCACAAUGCUUGGUUCAGGUGUUCAUCAGUUCAAGUAUCUAUAAUAGUCUGCAAAGUGGUGCGCAAUCAGGGGCAAGAGAACCUCCCAGCAGUGUUUCCAUCUAUAGACAAUACUUCAAGAAAUUCCCUGUUGCACAACAACAGUCAGGUACUGAUUGUUGCAGGAUUUGGCAAUCAAAAAUCAAAAACAAGCCACCGCACACUGAAAUGACUUUACCAAGCUAAAUAUAUUGUGUUGAGUUACACUUGUGACUUCUUCAGGUUCACACAAUGCGAAGCUGAAGUAGUAGUGUCAAAUAGUGAAGUAAUUUCAGUGUGCUGUGGCUUGUUCUUGAAUUUCAUUGCCAAAUCCUGCGACCUACCAGCAGCUGACUCUUCUUACUCUGCAUGCAGAAUUUCUUGAUUUAUUUGCAUUGAUGAUUUUAUGUUGUCUUUAUUCCACUACAUGGGUCUUAAGAGAGAAAGCACCAGACCUCCUUCAUCAGAGAUAUUUUGUUCUGACUUGGUAAAGAAAUCUAUAAUUAAUUUUUAUUUGUUUGGCAGACCAGAUGUUGUUGUUGUCCAAAAUGACAUAAAAAUGAGGGACUGAGAUAUUAUAAAACUGUAAUUGUAUAAUUUUUUUGCCGUUGCCUAAAUAAACUCUAAACUGUA
Molecule: messenger RNA, 2671 nt
Organism: Micropterus salmoides (largemouth bass)
Lineage: Eukaryota; Metazoa; Chordata; Actinopteri; Centrarchiformes; Centrarchidae
Product: tripartite motif-containing protein 16-like protein
Exons: 2
Coding region: 200-1720 (506 amino acids)
Molecular function (GO): protein binding
Source: RefSeq, a predicted model, not a curated record